AUGGGCCGGCCUCCAGGUGUUCCGGGCAGGAAGCAACUAACGGCUGAGGAUAUCUUCCGCUGCCAGGUCUUGUACCGCGACGCGCGGAUGGGACCAACCGAGAUCCAGCGCGUCACCGGAUACACUCUGCAUCAAGUCAAGUACGCGCUCAAGAAGAAGACCCCAACCGUUGGCAUACGUACUGGCCGGCCCAGGAAGGUCGCGCCAACAUCAAGCCAAAACACAGAAAGAGAGGAAAGCGCCCAAGGUGAAAGGGGCGCUGAGGCUGGUCAACAAGACCACAUUCUCCUUGAUCAGCCUCCCACAUCCAACGCUGAUGUUUCGCAACAACCACAGCCACAACAACCGUCUCUAAGCCAGGCCCCAGGGUGGUCUCAAGGCCAAGUGCCUGUGCAAAGUCUUCCUCCAUCUGACCAGCAAUCUCUCUCUCAACCACCACCUGCUCCAACUGUUCUUACCCAGCAACCUUACGGCCGGAUACAGUCCCAGUACCUUCAGAGCGUCCCAUCAGAUCAACAACCUCCGCAGGCGGCGCUGUGCUUAGGGAACGAUGUUACUCACCCUGUCGCUGGGCAGCCACCACCACCCCCUUCGACAUUGGCCCCAAUGACGCAGACACAGGUCCCAGAGAAGUGA
This is a messenger RNA of Thermochaetoides thermophila DSM 1495, 636 nucleotides long. RefSeq lists its product as uncharacterized. Lineage: Eukaryota; Fungi; Ascomycota; Sordariomycetes; Sordariales; Chaetomiaceae. The record is from RefSeq and is a predicted model, not a curated record. The coding region runs from base 1 to 636 and encodes 211 amino acids. The transcript is spliced from 2 exons.